Messenger RNA from Trichomycterus rosablanca, 4944 nucleotides. RefSeq names its product PHD finger protein 13 (gene phf13). The coding region runs from base 204 to 1238 and encodes 344 amino acids. The transcript is spliced from 5 exons. The record is from RefSeq and is a predicted model, not a curated record. Gene Ontology annotation, cellular component: nucleus. Gene Ontology annotation, biological process: mitotic chromosome condensation. NCBI's taxonomy places the organism in Eukaryota, Metazoa, Chordata, Actinopteri, Siluriformes, Trichomycteridae. Gene Ontology annotation, molecular function: chromatin binding.
UGUGUGUUGAGCAGUAGCGGUUCUGCUGAGCUCUGUUGAGUAUCAGUCUGACAGAUCUGAGCCGUUAUCUGUAAUUGAUGUAAAUUUUGACAUUAGUAGCCAGAGGACUUCAUUUUCAUUGCUCACAUCGACUAAUCGUUGAUUUGAGUGACUUUAAUUCGACGACUCGUUUGCACUAAAACACAGUUUAUUCCUCUCCAAAAAUGGACAACAACGUUACAUCUUCAGCAUUUGACUCACAGGGUUAUAGCCCAACAUGCAAAAGGAAAAGAACGGUGGAAGAUUUCAACAAGUUUUGCACAUUUGUACUGGCAUAUGCAGGUUAUAUUCCAUAUCCACAGGAGGAGGCACCACUGAGGAGCAGCUCAAGCCCCCCUAACAGCACAGGCAGCACUGCGGACAGUGAUGGCCUUCCCUCACCUGAUCAGCCUCCUUCCAAGAGCCGAAAGAGCUUCGGGGGUUUCAAGAUGCCUGCCAGCAUUGAGCCUGAGCUCCACAAACGACCCAAAUCGACAGGACUCCUCCUCGAAGGAUGCAAGAAAACUGACAAGCUGAAGAAAAAGAAAAAGAAGCCUGUGGCAAGGAGCAAGUCUGGUGAUUUUGAUGUUUUCCCACCAUUUCCAUCCAGCACGGGCGCAGAAGUUUCCUCUCUCAGUCGGAUCGUUAAAGAGGAGCCAGAGGAUUACAGUAUCUCCCUGCCAUCGUCAUACGCGGAUGUGAAACACUCGGUGUACCCUGCUACGAGCUCACUGCUAAGUUCUGGCUCUCAGGGCGAUGGGAGCUGCAAGCAGGAGCCGAAAGCAGAGAGGCCGUGUUGGGAUUCCCCGAGCAGCUCGGGCACAGAGUCCAGAGCAGAGAGUACAGAGACGCAGAUAGAAGCAGAGGGUGAAGCUGUUGUCAUGAAGCUAGAUGGACUUGCUGGCACUAGAACGGUGAUCCGCCAGGGCAAGCAGGUUGUGUUCCGUGAUGAAGAUGGAUCUGCUGAUGAUGAAGAUAUCAUGGUCGAUUCAGAUGAUGACUCCUGGGAUCUGGUGACGUGUUUUUGCAUGAAACCCUUCGCUGGUCGAGCAAUGAUCGAAUGCAACCAAUGCAACACCUGGAUCCACCUUUCAUGUGCCAAAAUCCGCAAGUCCAACGUCCCCGAGAUGUUCACGUGCCAGCAGUGCAAAGACUCAAAGUUUGACAUCAGGCGCUCCAACCGCUCCAGCAUGGGCUCUCGAAAACACCUUCUAGACUGACUUUCCCCCUGACUUCCCUCCUCGUGUACAGACUUUAACAAAGAUGGGAGGAAGGGCUUUACGACUGUGUUGUUCAACUUUGUUUCAGACUUCCUUUGACUUUUCUAAAUCGUCCACCUUCCUAACUUUUUGCGUACGGCAAUCAAACACACAGAGAUGAGACGAGGUGUAGCGGACGGGAUUCUCGGCGGCACACAUCGCUACACAUUAGAGGAGUCAGAGAAGUUGUGCUGGGAAUAAAGGAGAGACUGGAUUGCACUUUUUAAAGGGAGAGUUGGACAUGUAGCUUUCAAAGGUGUGUUCGUCAAAGUGUUAAGUUUGUUGUUUCUGUUUUUUUUUUCUUCGUGAACUCGCCAAAUACCUGAGGAAUAGAGCACUAUGGAGUUCUAGUAGAAGUAUGCUAAUACAGGCUACAGAAGCUGUCCUUGAGUGGUUAUUGGACCUGUGGAGUAAACCAUCAAAACCUUUUUUUCUUCAAAGUGCUUUCCUUCAAGACUUUAUUGAGAACCUUGUGUCAAAAAGAUACCCAGGGUAAAAAACCUCUCAUCUCUUUUAAAUGGAAAUUGAUUUAAACAAGCCACAAGUUUAAGAACACGUUGUUACCUUCAGGUGUUCCAUGUGAGAGCGGAGAUGCCCUCUGAGCUACCCCGUUUUUUAUUCUGUAAUGUGCUUUCCCUGAUUAACAAAGCCAUAGAAAUUUCUAACUGCCGUAGUUAUAUCCAUGUGUUCUAUUCAGGUUGUCUGAAUCUUUGUUCUGCUGUUUUAAAUUUAGUUCAUGUGUAAAUUUAAGUAAAGCGAACGUGAGGUUUAGCUCAGCUUGUGGUCUUUCAAUAUAAAAAUUGAAAAUAAUUGAAAAUUGGGGAAACUGGCGGCACAGACUCAGGUGAUAUUUUCAGAUUCAUCGAGGUGGGACAUUAUAUAGCCAAAAGUAUGUUGACACCCCGAUUAAUGCUUGAAAUCAGGUGUUUGAAACACUUCUCUUCCUAAAAGUAUAAUGUAUAAAGUCAAUUAUACCAAAUAAAUUAUAUGCUUCCGAGUUUGUGGUGACAGUUUAUGAAAGGCCCUUUCUUUAUUUCAUCAUGUUUGUGCUACUGUGCACAAAUUACAGCCAAUAAAGACAUUGUUUUACAAGUUUGGUGUGGUGGAACUCCAGUGGUUUGCACAAAGCCCUGACCUCAGCCUCAGAAUGGGCACAAAUUUCCACGGGCACUCCGAAAUCCUGUUCCAUCAUAAAAAUACUUUGCUGUUGGAAUACAAGCUUAUGAUCAGGUGUCCACAUACUUUUGGUCAUAUAGUGCAUUAGAAAUGUUAGUAGAUGUUGAGAUCCAGUGAUCCAGGAUGAGUCUGUAUUUUUGCACUAUGCCACAAAACGCUUCGAGUUGUGCGUGUUCCUGGGUGUCUUCAGAAUUAUGACUACACACAGUGGUUUUGCUUUCUGCGUCGUAACAGAUUAGUCGUUGGUUCUAAAGAGGAAUCUGUUCCAUUAGAUGAUGGACAUUGAAGUUCUUGACAGUGACCUGUUUUGGAAAGGGAUUUCAUUAGUUUUCACUUGUGGUUCUUAUUGUUCAGGCCACUGAAACGAUCUAGUGUGAUUACAAUAGAUCUGAACAGAAACCAUUCACUUUCUCACCCAUCUUGCUUCUGAAAAAUACAUUUCCUACUUAAUUUCUCCACAUUUAGACAAUUUCUGGGUUUUGCAACGAUGAGACAAACUUACAAGCCAGUCAUGAACUCAAGUACAAGUCAAGUCAAAAGUUUGCAUACACUUGUAGAAGACAACUCACUGCACAGUUGUGAUGUCAAUGAUUUCUGCAACAGUUUUUCUUUGACUGAAUGAUUGAAACUGACUUCUUCUAGAAUUUGUUCACUUGUAAUUAAGAGGCAGUGCCAUGAAGGGAAACCAUUGGGACAAUUUCUACACCAUUAAAUGAAUGAUCCAUAUCACUGUGUCAUUUUAGAAAACUCUCAAUACACUUAUUAAAUAACUCUUUAAUAAAACUUUAGAUUUUGGACAAAAAAGUGUUCUAGUCAUUAAGUAUAAUAAUAAUAAGAAUCAUUAAGAAAUCAUUCGCACCUUGUGAUCAGUGUUUCUGGGUGGACCCCUGUAUCCACUGUACCUCUGAUGUGAAUGUAGCAUUUAUAAAAAAAAAAAAUUAAAAGCAGUUUUUAUCCUGCCUGAAAUAAUUGUUGUUGCUUUGAGUCCGACAGCUCUCAGAACCUGAGAUCAGUACUUACUUCAUGUGUCUGUCUUUGUAAAGUCCGACUUGUGUACUGGUACACUGUACCUCACAUCUGUUGCAGAUAUAUCUCAGGAAUAAGAUGGUUGAAAAAGUGGCUGGUCAUUAGUCGGUUCAGAUUCAGUGGUCACAAUAAUGUGGGUAAAUUUAGCCUGACGUUCGUCUUCUACGUGAGCUUAAACUAUUGCGUAACGUCUCACAGCUCUUUUAUUUCUGGAACAUCAUUAUUUGUCUUAAGUUAUUAGGAGCGGACUGUCUGCUGUCUGUCUGAUUUCAUUUAAAGCAUUUACUUUCCCAAUGUUGGACCUUAAAUGAACCAUAUUGAGCUUGUUAACCGUUCUGCAGUUGUAACAUAACCACUUGUAUUCAUUUCUUCAGCGUUUAAUGUGACUCAGAUUUUUUAAUGUUUUUUUCUUUAUUGGUUUUAUUUACUUAUAUUUAAUUCUGUAACUCCUCUUUGCUCCACGUUUAAGGAGGACUUUACUGUUUUAAGGAGUACUGAGUCAGUGCAGAUUUAGUGUUUUCCCUGUUAGACCUUUGUAAGCACGUAAAAACCAAACCUUUUUAGAUACUUCUGUUUCGAUGUUUAGUCAUUAUUUAUUGAGAUGUUCAGUUGGCUCAGGCUAUCUUUUAGUAGCUUGAUAUUUGGAGGAAAAAUCAUUUUUACAUUGUUUUAUAUGUGUAAUACUAGGUCUGUCAUGGUUACUUUAUACAGUAAAAACAUUGGCUAAGGCAUUCUGUAAUAUCUGUAGAGAUUCAGUUUCUCCUGCUAUUACAUAUUAACAUUAGGAAUAAGGUCAAUGUCCUGCAAAAGGUGUUUUGUCUGAAAAUGGCUACAAUAAAAACUAAGAUGCCCCCAUAAAAAAGCGAUAUGGUGACAUGAAUGGUUUAUUUUCUAAAAUAAAAAACACUUGUCUAUUGUUUCAGACAAAACACUUGGUUUUUUAGAGGCAGGACAUAAAACUGCAAAAGAGUUUUGGUCAAAUAGCUGUGAUCAAAACUAAGUCACAGGUUAUUGAAUUGCUGGCAUUCAUAGAACUGUGGUGGAGUCUGGGUGGGGGAAAAAACAACUCAAAAAUAACCCAGCAUCUGGAUAAAAGGACAAAAAUAAACAAAAUGGGAAAAUUUUCAGUGCGAUUUGUGUGAUUUUAAACAUUUUAAAGCCAUGACUGUCCUACUUCAUACUGUUUUAGUUUUUAAACAUUUUUUUGAUUUUGUACUUUCCAGAUCUAAAGCAAUUUGAGUAAAAUAUAUAAAGAUUGCUGUACAUUUUUGGUACAAUCAGUGCAUUCUGUUUCUAUAUAAUGUUAAUGGUAGUUGCAGGCUCUUCUCCCCCUGGUAUAAUAGAGAAUUUAGGAAUCAGUAGAGAUGAUGGGACUCACUGUAUUUAGAUUAGAGAAAGAGCACCGGGGCCAGAGAGAAAAUGUUUCUGUGAAACUGAUGUAAAUAAAGAACUAAUGAGAAUUUAA